Lachancea thermotolerans CBS 6340 is the source of this 1749-nucleotide messenger RNA. Its product is annotated as KLTH0G15334p. The record is from RefSeq and is a predicted model, not a curated record. Bases 1 to 1749 code for a protein of 582 amino acids. Lineage: Eukaryota; Fungi; Ascomycota; Saccharomycetes; Saccharomycetales; Saccharomycetaceae. The transcript has a single exon.
AUGAAUAGCAGAAGCAAGUGCGGGCCUCGUUUUGCGACUAUGGAAAUGGAGGCUGAUUUUUCAAGCCAGUUCAUUCUUGAAGGGAGUGGUCACCCAAAUUCCAACUCUCUCCCUAAUGCGCUUUUGCGUAAGGACCUCUCCUUGAAGCAGUGGGAAGAUACUAACGAAACUGAGAUGGAUUUCGACUUAUAUAGCAUUGACCGGGACAAUGACCUGAGGCCAGAAACGUACGUGUCAGAUGUCUAUGAGGUCAGGAAUACGAACCCCAUCGUCGAAGAGUUUGUGACAGAACAGAUGAGAGUCAAGGGUAGACCUUCAAGUCUGCUGAGGUUCGGAUGUAACCAAACAAAGCUUUUUGACAUGCACGCUUCUAUAGGAAACUCUCAUAUCAGGAAACCUUCGGGAGCGAUCAAACCUGAGUCGAUCCUGAUCGUGAAAGACCAAGAACCGCGAUAUCUUGAAGAAGAUUCACAUUCAGACUGGGACCAAGAUAUACCUAUAGAUAACCCUGUUGUCUUGGAAGGGUUUUUGCGAUGCUGGGAAGCGUGCGGUAUUCCCGACUUUGAGUUUGAUGCGGAAGAUAUGAUCAUGACAGUACAGAAAUUGAGUUACGGCAUUCUCCAAGCACUUGCCAACCAGGGAACCGUAAACAGGCUGGUAAAGGCACAACAGUUCAGCGAGAUCACUGAAGACUUCGAAGAGUGUUGGAUUGAUCUCCUAGAGGCGUUAGAAUUGGAAGAUACAGUCAAGUGUAUGGAAGCAGACUUAGCCCACCAAACUUCAAUCACCGCAGAGAAGGAGAAGCGCAUCCAAAGUUUGGAGAACCAAGUCAGAGGAUUAGAAAGACAGCUUGAAACCCAAGUGGAGCUAAAACAAGAGAACAAAGAUUUGAGGGCAGCUGUAGAGCAUAAUACCAAGAUGUUCCAGGAGCUAAAUGAAAAGUACAGAGACGUUUCUUUGAAACUAAACGUAGUGCAAAUGAACAAUGACGAAGUAUCUAUUAAACACGAUGUGCUGAUGAAUGAAAAUGCAGAGCUCAGACAUGAGAUCAGAACUUGUAGGGGAACAGUGAAAGAUCGCGAGAGCCAGAUUAAGCAGCUAGAAAGAACAAUGUCGAAUGACAGCCGCGAAGCAAAAAAGGAAUUGGAGACUAGCAAGACCCAGUGUAACCAAAUGGCCUUUGAAUACAAAAACGCGGAAAUGAAUUGGAAACAUAGACAGUCUAUGCUCUUAAGUGAUCUAGAAGAAAAGUCUGCAUUGGCAGAAGCUUUUAAUCAAGAGCUGGAAAGAGCAAAGAAUGAAAUAGAAGGCUUCAAAAACCAAAACAUUGUGUCCGAAGCUAGUUUAAAUGCUGCAAAAGAAUACAUUGAAGAGUUGGAGCUUCAAAAUAAGGAGCUUAACCAGAGAAUUUCGAAACUUUGCUUGCAAGUUGAGGGCUUGGUAGAGUUCAAAAACAAGGCUAAAGCCAAGGUAGCGUUGUUAAAAGAUGCAAAGAGGGAAUCUAAACAACAAAACAAGAAAAAUGCACGACUUAUUGCUGCAUUAGAAUCAAGGGUCGAAGAGCUUGCCACACUUUCUGAGGUCAAAGAGAAUGACAACAAACAGCUUUUUCAAGAGCUACAACAAUACAAAAAAUCACUGCAUGGGGCGAAAGUCCAAACUCCAUCUGUGCUUUCACCCCUUAAACACAAGAACGCGCAUAAUCGCAGAUCAUUACAACUCUCAGAUAGGAGAAUUGGUGCCUUUUGA